Messenger RNA from Monodelphis domestica (gray short-tailed opossum), 427 nucleotides. The record is from RefSeq and is a predicted model, not a curated record. Lineage: Eukaryota; Metazoa; Chordata; Mammalia; Didelphimorphia; Didelphidae.
CCUCGGCACUGUGGGUGUGUGUAUGGUGAGGCAGGCAUGAUGGACACAGUUUCCUAAGAUGACAACGGCAACACGACAAGAAAUUCUUGGCCUGUACCGCAAGAUUUUCAGGCUUGCAAGGAGGUGGCAUGAAGCAUCAGGGCAGACGGAAGACACCAUCAGAGAAAAGCAGUAUAUUAUAAAUAAAGCCAGAAUGUUGUUCCAGAAAAACAAAAAUCUUACAGAUUCAGAACUGAUUAAACAAUGUAUAGAUGAAUGCACAGUGAGAAUUGAAAUAGGAUUGCUUUAUCAGAUCCCAUAUCCAAGGCCGAUUCACCUGCCUCCAACUGCCCUCUCUCCCCUUCAAAGUUGUGAAUUUCAAAACCAGGAGAAGCUAAGGAAACUUUCCAGACCAUUAUAUUUCAAGUCUCAUGUUGAAAUUUUGUAA